Metarhizium acridum CQMa 102 is the source of this 363-nucleotide messenger RNA. It is a transcript of the gene RPL38, whose product is annotated as 60S ribosomal eL38 domain-containing protein. Gene Ontology annotation, cellular component: ribosome; cytosolic large ribosomal subunit. Gene Ontology annotation, biological process: protein-RNA complex assembly; translation. NCBI's taxonomy places the organism in Eukaryota, Fungi, Ascomycota, Sordariomycetes, Hypocreales, Clavicipitaceae. Gene Ontology annotation, molecular function: structural constituent of ribosome. The record is from RefSeq and is a predicted model, not a curated record.
AUGCCUCGUGAGGUCGCCGAUAUCAAGAAGUUCAUCGAGAUCUGCCGUCGGAAGGACGCUUCCUCCGCGCGGAUCAAGAAGAACAAGAAGUCCAACAACGUCAAGUUCAAGGUCCGCUGCCAGACUCACCUGUACACCCUGGUGCUCAAGGACACCGACAAGGCCGAGAAGUUGAAGCAGAGCCUGCCUCCCAGUACGCACCGAAAUGCCCCCUUCUCGAACCGUGUAUCGCCCCGUGAACUCGUUGGGGCAAUUCUCUAUCCAUCGAGCGAACUGGCGACGGCAAAAAUUGACCCGAGGCGCUUUUUACUAAUGUGCUUUUUUGCAGACCUGAGCAUUGCCGAGGUUGGCAAGAAGAACUAA